This is a messenger RNA of Dufourea novaeangliae, 3513 nucleotides long. Its product is annotated as fat-like cadherin-related tumor suppressor homolog. The transcript has 3 exons. The record is from RefSeq and is a predicted model, not a curated record. Gene Ontology annotation, cellular component: plasma membrane. Gene Ontology annotation, molecular function: calcium ion binding. The coding region runs from base 1 to 3513 and encodes 1170 amino acids. Gene Ontology annotation, biological process: homophilic cell-cell adhesion. NCBI's taxonomy places the organism in Eukaryota, Metazoa, Arthropoda, Insecta, Hymenoptera, Halictidae.
AUGCGGAGGAUGAAGCAGCGCGUGCUGCUCGCCUGGCCAUGGUUGUGGCUGUGGCUGUUCGCGGCCACAGCGGGUUCCCCGUCUUCCGACACCUUCGUAUCGACCACGUUCUCGUCAUCGGCCAGCAGCGGCAGCAUCAGCAGCAGCAGUUCGGUCACCAAGCCGUUCUCCCUGAUCAUUCCAACGUCAACGUCCUCCUCCGUCCAGGAGGAUCUAGCCUUCCCUCUUAACCAAGACUUUCGUUUCACCCAACCGCUCUACAAUGUCUCGAUCCCCGAGAACUCGAUCGGAAAGACGUACGUGGUCCCCGAGCAGAGGAUGGGCAUCAAGCUCGCUUCCCACGAUAUCAAUCUCGACGUACGAUUCCGCAUAAUGAGCGGCGAUCGGGACAAGUUCUUCAAAGCGGAGGAACGCACCGUCGGUGAUUUUUGUUUCCUAUUGAUUCGGACUCGAACCGGGAACGUCGAUGUGUUGAAUCGCGAGCGAAAGGAUCGUUACGUGCUCGAAGUACGCGCCAGCAUCAGCAACGGGAAUGGCAAGAGUAGAUCCUCGACCGUCCUCGAGGCGGACACGACCGUCGUCGUGACCGUUCUGGACACGAACGAUCUGAACCCCCUGUUCUAUCCCACCGAGUACGAGGCGACCAUAACGGAGGACACGCCUCUGCACCGCAACAUACUCAGGGUAAUAGCCGAAGACGCCGAUCUCGGCAGGAACGGCGAGAUUUAUUACAGCUUCGCCGAGGAGACCGAUCAGUUCGCCGUUCACCCGGUCAGUGGGGUAAUAACGCUCACCAGGCCGCUCAGGUACUCCGAACGAGCGACCCACGAGCUAAUGGUCCUGGCAAAGGAUCGCGGAGCUCUGUUCCGUAGCGGUGGUAGCAGCAGGCCCAGCACAGCUAAAGUCACGAUCAGAGUGAGACAAGUGAACCUCCACUCGCCCGAAAUCUACGUGCAUCACUUACCAGACAUCGUGGAACAUUCCAACGCCGAUAUAUACGCGAUCGUCAGGGUGGUCGACCAGGACGAAGGUGUGCACGGUCAAAUCGCAAGCUUGGACAUAGUCGGUGGCGAUCCCGCUGGUCAUUUCAGGGUGAGAUCAGCCGGCGGUUCUCAUUCCGGCGAAUACAACAUCGAGGUGUUGCACCUGCUGGACCGAGAGACAGCGGUGCAAGGGUACAAUUUAACGUUACGCGCGAUGGAUCGUGGCGUGCCGCAACGAUUCAGUUACAAAUUCGUGCCUGUCCAUCUGGCGGAUCUGAACGACAACGCGCCUGUCUUCAGCCGUGAGAUCUACGAGGUGAAGGUCCCGGAGACCGCUCCCAUAAACACGCCGGUGAUCAGACUGAAAGUGACGGACGCGGACGAGGGAAGGAACGCGUUGGUGUUCCUGGAGAUCGUGGGCGGCAACGAGGGUGGCGAGUUCUACGUGAACGCCGAGACGGGCGUGCUGUACACAUCGGCGAGCCUGGACGCGGAGAAGAAAGCGUUUUACACGUUGACGGUGUCCGCCGUCGAUCAAGGAAACGCCGGGACGAGGAAGCAGUCGUCCGCCAAGGUGAAGAUCAACGUGGUCGACACGAACGACAACGAUCCGACGUUCGAGCAGUCCGAGAUGGAGGUGUGGAUCGACGAGAACGAACCAGCCGGCACCUCGGUGGUCAAGAUCACCGCGAAGGAUCGUGACUCCGGGGAGAACGCUUACAUCUCGUACAGUAUCGACAAUAUCCAAAAGGUGCCAUUCGAGAUCGAUCAUUUCUCCGGGAUCGUAAGGACCAGACAGGUGCUCGAUUACGAGACCAUGAAGAGGGAGUACCUGCUGCACGUGCGAGUCAGCGAUUGGGGUCUGCCGUAUCGGCGACAGGCCGAGAUGCAGCUACACGUGAAGGUGCGGGACGUGAACGAUAACAGACCCCAGUUCGAGAGGAUCGAAUGCACCGGCCACGUGCCGCGUUACCUGCCGAUCGGCUCGGAAGUCAUCACCGUGUCGGCCAUCGAUUUCGACGCGGGCAACACCAUCAGUUAUCGCAUUGUCUCUGGGAACGAGGACGGUUGCUUCGCUUUGGACUCGGCCAGCGGGGUCUUAUCCGUAGCCUGUGAUCUAUCGGACGUGAAGUCCACCGAGAGGAUGGUGAACGUUACCGCCACGGACGACACACAUUUCGCGGACGUGAAUCCUGUACACAUGCAUCUGGUGAACGCGAAGAGGAACCUAGGUUCCCCAGGUAGAAUUCUAUCCGAUCAAGGUGGCGCGUUCGAGUGUCGCGACACGGGAGUCGCGAGAAGGUUGACGGAGGCGAUGGCAUCCGCGGAGAGGAAUAAUAUACCGUCGAAGGACGACGAGUACACGUUAACGCCAAGCAGGUACGGAGAGAACAUACAUACACCAGAGUUCAUCGAUUUCCCCAGCGAAAUCAAAGUGAACGAGUCCGCGAAGGUCGGAACGACGCUGGUCAGGAUACGCGCAAGGGAUAGGGAUCUGGACUACAACGGGAAACUGGUGUUCUGUAUAUCGGGCGGCGAUCGGGAUUCCGUGUUCGGUGUCGAUCCAGAUACCGGUGAUCUGAACGUGAUCGGUUACCUGGACCGAGAACGGGAGAGCGAGUAUUUCCUGAACAUCAGCGUCUAUGAUUUAGGCAGGCCACAGAAGUCCUCGUCCCGUAUGCUACCGGUCACGAUUCUCGACGUGAACGACAACGCCCCGAAAUUCGAGAGGUCCCUGGCGAGCUUCCGGAUCUCGGAGACCGCGUUGAACGGUACGAACGUGUGGCGUGCGAACGCGACCGACGCCGAUCUAGGGGAGAACGCGCGUGUCACGUAUUCCCUGGUGACCGAGACGAACGAUUUCCGCGUGGACCCGGUGACCGGUGUUCUGAGCGUGUUCGGGAGAUUGGACCGGGAACGACAGGAGAUCUACGAGCUUAGAAUACGGGCGCAAGAUAACGGCGGCAAAGGAAGCGACACGCCGCCAUUGUACUCGGACGCUUUGGUACGUGUCACGGUUGACGACGUCAACGACAACGCGCCUGUCUUCGCGUUAUCCAGUUACACCGUGAAGAUCCGCGAGGACGUGCCCGUCUGGACGGUGGUCGCAGUUGUGGACGCGACCGACCCAGACGAAGGGGCAGGCGGCGAUAUCGAGUACUUCCUGUCCGAUGCAAUGGAGAGCGAGGGUUACUUCAAAGUCGAUAAAGUCUCCGGAACGAUCAGGACCACCCAGAGCUUGGACUUCGAAAUGGUUAUAAUCGAGGUCGUCGACGUGAACGAGAAUCUACAUCCGCCGGUGUUCGACGACUUCGUCGUGUCCGCGAGUGUGUUUGAAAAUCAACCGGUCGGGACACUAGUGACGACUGUUCGUGCCAAGGAUGCGGAUCCGCUUGGUGGUGACUCGAGGAUUGGAUACACCAUUCGGGACGGCGACGGGAUUGGGAUAUUCUCCAUCGAUAAUGAAGCAAUGUUGACGCCGAACGGUAUUCAACGACGUUCACCGGAAAACAUCUCGGCGAGGCUAUAA